This is a messenger RNA of Marmota flaviventris (yellow-bellied marmot), 4374 nucleotides long. The record is from RefSeq and is a predicted model, not a curated record. Lineage: Eukaryota; Metazoa; Chordata; Mammalia; Rodentia; Sciuridae.
GGGCUAGUCUCUGCCCUAAUGCGGCGGCUGGCGACGAGCGGCGCUGCAGGGGACGUGGGGGAAGUGGCGGCGCCGGCAGCGGACAGCUCGGACUGCGCCCGGGGCCGGAGCCUGAGCCCUUGGAGGUUGAUUGACUUAUGUGCAACCUGGGACACUGGAGUGUGCUUUCCCUCCACAGCCUGGAGCCGAGCCUCCUCCGGUGUUGCAAGGCAGGGGCUGAAUGAGGCAGAGGAGCUGAGCUCUGCCUGGGAGGCCCACUUAGAGCCACUCAAGGCACCAAGACCCCAAGGGCUGGGGAGCAGGGAGCGGGGCCUGGUGCUGAGGAUGGCCAGGCAGCAGCCGCCGCCCUGGGUCCACGCAGCCUUCCUCCUCUUCUUCCUCAGUCUGGGUGGAGCCAUCGAGAUUCCUAUGGACCCAAGCAUUCAGAAUGAGCUGACCCAGCCCCCAACCAUCACCAAGCAGUCAGUGAAAGACCACAUCGUGGACCCCCGUGAUAACAUCCUGAUUGAGUGUGAAGCAAAGGGGAACCCUGCCCCCAGCUUCCACUGGACUCGAAACAGCAGAUUCUUCAACAUCGCCAAGGACCCUCGGGUGUCCAUGAGGAGGAGGUCUGGGACCCUGGUGAUCGACUUCCGCAGUGGUGGGCGGCCGGAGGAGUACGAGGGGGAAUACCAGUGCUUCGCCCGCAACAAAUUUGGCACGGCCUUGUCCAACAGGAUCCGUCUGCAAGUGUCCAAAUCUCCCCUGUGGCCCAAGGAAAACCUGGACCCCGUUGUGGUCCAAGAAGGCGCCCCGCUGACGCUGCAAUGCAACCCCCCACCCGGUCUGCCGUCCCCAGUCAUCUUCUGGAUGAGCAGCUCCAUGGAGCCCAUCACCCAGGACAAACGCGUCUCCCAGGGCCACAACGGGGAUCUGUAUUUCUCUAACGUGAUGCUGCAGGACAUGCAGACUGACUACAGCUGCAAUGCCCGCUUCCACUUCACCCACACCAUCCAGCAGAAGAAUCCCUUCACCCUCAAGGUCCUCACCACCCGAGGAGUUGCAGAGAGAACACCCAGCUUCAUGUAUCCCCAGGGUACCUCGAGCAGUCAGAUGGUGCUCCGCGGCAUGGACCUCCUGCUAGAGUGCAUCGCUUCUGGGGUCCCAACACCAGACAUCGCGUGGUACAAGAAAGGUGGGGACCUCCCAUCUGACAAGGCCAAGUUUGAGAACUUUAACAAGGCUCUGCGUAUCACCAAUGUGUCCGAGGAAGACUCUGGGGAGUAUUUCUGCCUGGCCUCCAACAAGAUGGGCAGCAUCCGGCACACGAUCUCGGUGAGAGUGAAGGCUGCUCCCUACUGGCUGGAUGAACCCAAGAACCUGAUCCUGGCUCCUGGUGAGGAUGGGAGGCUGGUGUGUCGAGCCAAUGGGAACCCCAAGCCCACUGUCCAGUGGAUGGUGAACGGGGAACCUUUGCAAACGGCACCACCCAACCCAAACCGAGAAGUGGCAGGUGACACCAUCAUCUUCCGAGACACCCAGAUCAGCAGCAGGGCCGUGUACCAGUGCAACACCUCCAACGAGCACGGCUACCUCCUGGCCAAUGCCUUCGUCAGUGUGCUGGAUGUCCCACCUCGGAUGCUGUCACCCCGGAACCAGUUCAUUAGAGUUAUUCUUUACAACCGGACACGGCUGGACUGCCCGUUCUUUGGGUCUCCCAUUCCCACACUGCGAUGGUUUAAGAAUGGGCAAGGAAGCAACCUGGAUGGUGGCAAUUACCAUGUCUAUGAGAAUGGCAGUCUGGAAAUUAAGAUGAUCCGCAAAGAGGACCAAGGCAUCUACACCUGUGUGGCCACCAACAUCCUGGGCAAAGCGGAAAACCAAGUCCGCCUGGAGGUCAAAGAUCCCACCAGGAUCUACCGGAUGCCCGAGGACCAGGUUGUCAAGAGGGGCACCACAGUACAGCUGGAGUGUCGCGUGAAGCACGACCCCUCCCUGAAGCUCACCGUCUCCUGGCUGAAGGAUGAUGAGCCGCUCUAUAUUGGAAACAGGAUGAAGAAGGAAGACGACUCGCUGACCAUCUUCGGCGUGGCAGAGCGGGACCAGGGCAGUUACACGUGCGUCGCCAGCACGGAGCUGGACCAAGAUCUGGCCAAGGCCUACCUCACCGUGCUGGCUGAUCAGGCCACUCCAACUAACCGUUUGGCUGCCCUGCCCAAAGGACGGCCAGACCGACCCCGGGACCUGGAGCUUACCGACCUGGCUGAGAGGAGUGUGAGGCUGACCUGGAUCCCGGGGGAUGAUAACAACAGCCCCAUCACAGACUAUGUCGUCCAGUUUGAAGAGGACCAGUUCCAACCAGGGGUCUGGCAUGACCAUUCCAAGUUCCCAGGCAGUGUCAACUCAGCUAUCCUCCAACUGUCCCCAUAUGUCAACUACCAGUUCCGGGUCAUUGCUGUGAACGAGGUCGGGAGCAGCCACCCCAGCCUCCCAUCCGAGCGCUACCGAACCAGUGGAGCACCUCCUGAGUCCAACCCCAGUGAUGUAAAGGGAGAAGGAACCAGAAAGAACAAUAUGGAAAUCACGUGGACACCCAUGAAUGCCACCUCUGCCUUUGGCCCCAACCUGCGCUACAUUGUCAAGUGGCGGCGGAGAGAGACUCGAGAGACCUGGAACAACGUCACAGUGUGGGGCUCUCGCUAUGUGGUGGGGCAGACCCCUGUCUAUGUGCCCUAUGAGAUCCGGGUCCAGGCUGAAAAUGACUUUGGGAAGGCCCCCGAGCCCGACACUGUCAUCGGGUACUCCGGAGAAGAUUAUCCCAGGGCUGCACCCACCGAAGUUAAAAUCCGAGUCCUGAACAGCACAGCCAUCAGCCUUCAGUGGAACCGCGUCUACUCCGACACGGUCCAGGGCCAGCUCAGGGAGUACAGAGCCUACUACUGGAGGGAGAGCAGCUUGCUGAAGAACCUGUGGGUAUCCCAGAAGAGACAGCAGGCCAGCUUCCCUGGAGACCGCCCCCGGGGUGUGGUGUCCCGCCUCUUCCCCUACAGUAACUACAAGCUGGAGAUGGUUGUGGUCAAUGGGAGAGGCGACGGGCCCCGCAGCGAAACCAAGGAGUUUACUACCCCGGAAGGAGUACCCAGUGCCCCCAGGCGUUUCCGAGUCCGGCAGCCCAACCUGGAGACAAUCAACCUGGAGUGGGAUCAUCCGGAACACCCCAAUGGGAUCCUGAUUGGAUACACCCUCAAAUACGUGGCCUUUAAUGGAACUAAAGUAGGAAAGCAGAUGGUGGAAAACUUCUCUCCCAAUCAGACCAAGUUCUCCAUGCAGAGAGCAGACCCUGUGUCACGCUACCGCUUUACCCUCAGCGCCAGGACACAGGUGGGCUCUGGGGAAGCAGUCACAGAGGAGUCUCCAGCGCCCCCAAAUGAAGCCACUCCAACUGCAGCUCCUCCCACGUUGCCCCCAACUACUGAGGGCGCCACAGGCGCUGUGAGCAGUACUGAUGCUACUGCCCUUGCCGCUGCCACCGAAGCCACAACAGUCCCCAUCAUCCCAACUGUGGCGCCUACCACCAUCGCCACCACCACCACCGUCGCCACAACUACUACAACCACUGCCGCCACCACCACGGAGAGUCCUCCCACCACCACCACCACCACCACCACCGGGACUAAGAUACAGGAAUCCGCCCCCGAUGAGCAGUCCAUAUGGAACGUCACGGUGCUCCCCAACAGUAAAUGGGCCAACAUCACCUGGAAGCACAAUUUCGGGCCCGGAACUGACUUUGUGGUUGAGUACAUCGACAGCAACCAUACGAAAAAAACUGUCCCUGUUAAGGCCCAGGCCCAGCCUAUACAGCUGACAGACCUCUAUCCUGGGAUGACGUACACAUUGAGGGUUUAUUCCCGGGACAACGAGGGCAUCAGCAGUACCGUCAUCACCUUUAUGACCAGUACAGCUUACACCAACAACCAGGCCGACAUCGCCACCCAGGGCUGGUUCAUUGGGCUCAUGUGCGCCAUCGCCCUCCUGGUGCUGAUCCUGCUCAUCGUCUGCUUCAUCAAGAGGAGUCGAGGUGGCAAGUACCCAGUGCGAGAAAAGAAGGACGUUCCCCUUGGCCCUGAAGACCCCAAAGAAGAGGAUGGCUCCUUUGACUACAGUGAUGAGGACAACAAGCCCCUGCAGGGCAGCCAGACGUCUCUGGACGGAACCAUCAAGCAGCAGGAAAGUGACGACAGCCUGGUGGACUAUGGGGAAGGCGGCGAAGGGCAGUUCAACGAAGAUGGCUCCUUCAUUGGCCAGUACACGGUCAAAAAGGACAAGGAGGAAACAGAGGGCAACGAGAGCUCAGAGGCCACAUCACCCGUCAAUGCCAUCUAUUCUCUGGCCUAA